GUAUUUCAGCCCGCUGCACUCCUGGAUGUGAUGAACAACACGGUCACUGUAACAAGCCCAACGAAUGCAUAUGUCAAUCCGGGUGGAAAGGAGCUCUUUGUGAUGAAUGCGAACCUUACCCGGGAUGCAUGCACGGAACCUGCAAGAAACCGUGGGAGUGUCUGUGUAACGAAGGCUGGGGUGGUUUAUUUUGCAAUCAAGAUUUGAACUUUUGUACCAACCACAAACCAUGCCAGAACGGAGGAACCUGCUUCAACACUGGCCAGGGUUCGUACACCUGCAAAUGUCCUCCGGGUUAUACGGACACCGACUGCGAAACUCGCAUCAGCGACUGCGCCGCUAUGCCAUGUCUGAAUGGAGGUAUAUGUCACGAUGAGAAGCAUAGUCGAGGCGGCUAUCGGUGUGACUGUACGAAGGGUUGGAUUGGAACGCAUUGCGAGAAAGAAACGGUUACUUGUGCGGAAAAACCCUGUUUGCAUGGGUCGUGUAAGGAUACGAAUUUGGGGUUUAAGUGCGAGUGUCCUGUGGGUUAUAGUGGCACUGCGUGCGAAGUUCAAGUCGACGAAUGUAACCCAAGUCCUUGUGAAAAUGGUGGCACUUGCUUCAACAAUGGCGACACAUUCAAGUGCCAAUGUCCGAGUGGGUACAGUGGUAUUCGAUGCGAAAUUAAUACCGACGACUGCCAAGGCAACCCGUGCAUGAAUGGUGGAUCCUGCGUGGAUAUGGUGAAUCAAUUCCGAUGCCAGUGUGUUCCGGGAUUUAUAGGAUCUCUGUGCGAAAAUAAGGUUGAUCUUUGUCUGACAAAGCCUUGUGCUAACGGAGGAACAUGCAUUAAUCUAAACAACGACUAUCGCUGCAAAUGUCGGCCUGGAUUUACGGGAAAAGACUGUAGCGUCGAUGUUGAUGAAUGCAGUUCCACGCCCUGCAGGAACGGUGGCACAUGUGUCAACAGAGUAAACAGUUUUCAAUGUGUCUGCGCUGGGGGCUUUCGAGGAUCAACUUGUGAGGAAGAAGCUCUAUCAGCUAGUUGGGAUUCGGCUACAGGUAGCAUUUCGGCUCAUGUUGCAAAUGGAUACCACGAAGCGCAAAGUGGCAGAAGUGAUGGUCUCAGCAAUGGACAAAUUGUGUUGAUUGCUAUUUUUUCUGUCGCGACACCACUGGCUGCAUUCAUUGCGACAGCUGUGGUUAUUUGCAUGAAACGUAAACGCCGGCGUGAACAGGAGAAAGACGAUGCUGAAGCUCGCAAACAGAACGAACAAAAUGCCUCGCACAUGACGCACCACCACCAUAAUUCCAUGUCAUCAUCGAAACGGAGCAGUAACAGCGCUCUAACCAACCUGGAUACGUCACAUCACAUGAUUAAGAAUACCUGGGACAAAAGCGUCAACAAUAUGGCUGCCUCUGCUAGUUUAGACGAGGGAUGCCUGAUGAACAGUAGUUUGUACGGUGGGAUACCCGGCGGAUAUGGAGCGGAGACAGGCUCUGCUAGUAGCGAACAAUGCUAUCAAGCAACCACAGUUCCUACUACUUUGCAACGUGCCAAAUCACAAAAACAACUCAACACCGAUCCCAUGGUGAUGCAACGUGCGUCGCAACUGAUCGCCGGUGCAGGAGGAGGACAAUCGUCUGUCGGACUGGCAGUUGGCCAGGCUAGUUCGGCUGCUCCUACUACCUCAUCGGCAGCAGCGACCAGUACCAAAGAAAUGCUGCUUGAGAAGCGGAUAUCAGUGCUCUCAGAUGCCAGUUUAUGCAAUACCCGAUGGAGUAGCUCCCAAAAUCGGCAGAUUGUUGGGCCGUGCAGUCCGCCACACGUAUAGAACUAUAGGAUUUUUUAAAAUUAUCUUUUUUUAUAAUAGAUCUCCCGCUUAUUGCCUGAAGGGAAAAUACGUUCAGGGCAUAUUUUUGUAAUUAUCAAACCUUAAAUUAUUCUCAUUUAGUAUCGAUAUUUAAAAAAAAAAACGUUGGAAUUACAGAAAAAAAUUCAUGAACUCAUAUAGAUUUAAGUUUCUAGUGCACGUCCAAAAAAAAAACAACUACAUUUAUUAAAUUUUAGUUUGUUGGUCAUUGAUUGAACAAAGAAAUGAAAUUGUAAAUGUUGAAUUAUUUAUCAAACUGACCGAGCAUACCAGCUUUGUAGUGAGGGUGAUGUUUAAACAUUACUACUCAAUGAAAGUAGCUUGUUAUAAAUUGCAAGAUAAAAAUAAAUAAAUUAUAUACUUAUAAACAAUAAUUUGUCAUAUCAGAGCACUCGUGUGUCAAAAAUAUUUACGAAACGAGCCUCGCUAAGUUCGAUUUCCGUAUCGGAAUGGAUCUCGAUUAAGUUGUUUUUUUUUCGUUUUUAUUCUUAUUACAUUUAUUGAAAAGAAAACAACAUAAAGCUCGUCCAAGGUCAGUUUAAAAGCUCUGUAUUGAAGAAAAUAUAAUAAACGAAGACGUAUGUGUAUUCAAAAACAAUAAUGUAAAUAAGUAGUCGUAAGAGCAAUCAAACAUUUUGUCGUUGUCUUAUCACCUAGUACAUCUAGCUCUUUUUUUAUAAUUGGUUUUCCAUAGGUUAAGCAAAGCGUUUAUGUAAAUAAUAAUUUGACUGAUAGUAAAUUUAGAACAUACACUAAUGAAAUGGAAUCAGCCAUACAAAAGCCUUUGGAAUGUAGGUAGUCUCUUUGCAUUUUAACACUGUAGUGUUCUAUGUUUUUUCACAGAUCAUGGGGAACAUAUAUAAUGGUUGGUACUCAUGCAAAUAUUUGGCAACCUCAACUUUAUGGCUGCCAUCCACUAACUAUUUCCCCUAUGGAUAUUUUAGAACUUCUUGUUACAAGUUCACAUGACAAGUAAAAUCAUCGUUGAACGCAAGUUCCUGGUUGAAAAACAAAAUGAACUGACAUCAAACCACACAAUCAUAUUAUUCAUUGCUUGCUCUUGCAAACAAGUCCAGACUGAUUCGUGAUUAGGGCAUACAUGAUUUUGUAAGCCCUUAAAAGGUCAAUUGUCGAUUUCUCGUGGAUAAAAGCUCAUUCUCUCAAACAAACUAUUCCAAAUGGGACGAAAUUAUCAAAUAUGAACCAACAGGUCUGUGCCAUAAAAAGGGGACGAAAUAAAAAAAAAAGUUGAACAAUAUGACCAUUUGUGACGAAACUAUUGAGUGUAGCAUUUUGAUGUCUUCUAGAAUGUUUCUGCUUUUCUGCAUUUUGUGAGUACUUUAUUUAAGUGGGGAUUUUUUUUUUCUUAAGGAGGAUAAAAAAAUGUCUUUUUAAAAUCGAUGAACGUC
Messenger RNA from Ochlerotatus camptorhynchus, 3265 nucleotides. It is a transcript of the gene Delta, whose product is annotated as delta. Gene Ontology annotation, cellular component: plasma membrane. The coding region runs from base 129 to 1817 and encodes 562 amino acids. Gene Ontology annotation, molecular function: calcium ion binding; Notch binding. The record is from RefSeq and is a predicted model, not a curated record. NCBI's taxonomy places the organism in Eukaryota, Metazoa, Arthropoda, Insecta, Diptera, Culicidae. Gene Ontology annotation, biological process: Notch signaling pathway; negative regulation of Notch signaling pathway. The transcript has 2 exons.